Eriocheir sinensis (Chinese mitten crab) is the source of this 2757-nucleotide messenger RNA. RefSeq lists its product as uncharacterized. Gene Ontology annotation, molecular function: RNA-DNA hybrid ribonuclease activity; nucleic acid binding. The transcript has a single exon. The record is from RefSeq and is a predicted model, not a curated record. Bases 1 to 2757 code for a protein of 918 amino acids. NCBI's taxonomy places the organism in Eukaryota, Metazoa, Arthropoda, Malacostraca, Decapoda, Varunidae.
AUGGCACGGAGGCUCAACCGUCGCCACAACUCCGAGGCGACCCACCACCUUCUGCGGGCUGCGGUCCGCCUAGCGCGGAUGACGACCAACCGGGUCAAGGAGGAGCACUGGCUCGCCUGGUGCGCCUCCCUUGAUAACACCACGCCUGUGUCCCUCCUCUGGCGGAAGAUCCGCUCGGUUGGCCGAGGGAGUGUUUCGAGGCCGGCACUCCACCCCCGGCCGCAAGAGGAGGCUGAGCGCCUCGCUGUGCUUUUCGCCUCCCGGUCUGCCACCGCUCGUCUUCCCCCUGCAGUGCGGCUUCAGCAAAGGCGAUUGAACCCGGAGAGAUGGUUGGCAUACCAUCAAGCCUGCCUUAUGCCCCAUCCAGCAGACGCGGCCAUCACUCUCCAAGAAGUCCGGCGUGCCAUCCCGGAUCGGUCUACGUCGCCUGGGGAUGACAGGGUCAGCUAUGGUAUGCUCCGCCACGCCGGCCCUACCAUGGAGGCUGAGCUGCUGCACCUUUUCAACGCCUCCUACACCUCCCGCACCGUCCCUACUGCCUGGAAAAGCGCCACCAUCGUCCCCAUCCCGAAGGCCGGGGCUGUGGCAGAAUACCGCCCGAUCUCCCUCCUCAGCUGCAUCGGGAAAACGAUGGAAAGGGUGCUUCUGUCCCGCCUCGAGUGGUCUCUCGGUCCCCUACAUCACCAUCUGUUUGCUUUUUGCCGGGGCAAGGGCACGAGGGACUGCGUCACGACACUAUUGUCUGGGAUUGUGGGCUGCAAGGCAGUCGCCGUGUUCCUCGACAUCACGAAGGCAUUUGAGAUGGCCUCCACUCCCGCCAUUCUCUCUGUCUUGGCUGCCAAGGGCGUACGUGGCCGUCUCCUCAGCUGGGUUGGACAGUACUUACAGGGUAGGACGGCGGCGGUCCGUUUCCAGGGUACUACUUCUGCCUCGAGAGGUUUUGAAAACGGUACGCCGCAGGGUGGCAUCCUCAGCCCUCUACUGUUCAACCUUCUGAUGGAGCGGCUAGUCGGCCUCCAGGGGAACGGUCAUGUCCGCGUUUUGAGCUACGCGGACGACAUCGUCAUCGUCGCCUCCGGGCCCUACCAUGUAGCUCGGGCUCGCGUCAUGCUCCGCCGUGUCCUGAGUUCCUGCUCGGAGCUUGGCCUGGCGCCCAACCCGGCCAAAACGAGAGCCGUGGCCUUUGGCUAUAAGCUCCCUCCUGCCCCCCUGUUUAUGGAUGACACCCCUGUGCCCUGGGUCCAUCAAGUUCCUUACCUGGGCAUGCUGCUUGACUCCCGGCUGUCCUUCAAGCCUUGCGUCGCGUCUGUCCGCGUCAAAAUGAUGGCCAGGGCUCGUGUCAUGAGGGCCAUGGCGGGUAGCACCUGUGGUGCUGGAGACCGGGUCCUCCGCUCCUUCUAUGUUGGUGCCGUCCGGUCCUGCCUCGACUAUGCUGCGCCCUGCCUAAUCACACUGCCGGCCUCCUCCCUUGCUCCGCUUGAGACUGCUCAGAACUCCGCCCUCCGCACUCUGCUCGGCGCCCCAGGCUGGACCAAGUGCCUCUGCAUGCGAGCGGAAGCGUCCCUCUGCUGUGUCUCGGAGCGUGUCCGGCAGCUCGGGCUUGGGCAUCUGGUCGCCCUCCUCCGUACCACGGGGGCUGCUCCUUUAGCGGAACGGGUUCGGAGGCAGCUCCAACCCAACCCCCCACGCUUCCGACGACAGCCCUGGCAGUCUCGCAUCGCCCAGGUCAUCCACAGCAACGGCCUGGCGGGCAUGCUGACGGCGCCCCUCGACCUCCCUGUCCCUGCCUAUGUACUCCCUCCUCCUUGGACCCCCCGCUCCUUUGAUCUCCUUGUUCGGCCACUCUCUACAAAAAAGGCGCUCCUCUCUGCUGCGGACCUGCGGCGCGAGGCUAUAGAGCGCGUCGCUGGACCACUGCCUCCCCGGGCCGUUGUGUAUUUCACCGACGGCUCGGUCAACCACCAAUCGGGAGCAGUUGGUGCCGCCUUUGUGGGUGGUGGAGCCACUGGUGCCUUCCGCCUCACUGAUGGCUGUUCCUCUACCCAGGCUGAGCUUGCGGCCAUCUCGAUGGCCCUCCUCCACGCCGAAGAGAUGACAGCGGGGCCUGUCGUUGUACAUAGCGACUCUAGGACCGCCCUUCAGGCAAUCAACCAGGCCUCCGCCCGCGACAAUGUCCGCCUGCUCACCUCCAUCUGGCGAACUCUUGCGGCCUUAGAGGCGGACGGCCGUCGUACAACCCUCAACUGGCUGCCUAGCCACGCAGGCGUUGAGGGCAACGAGGCAGCCGAUACGGCGGCGAAGGAUGCCACCCUCCUCCCACUAGUCACUGUUCACCUCCCGCCCAGUCUUGGACAGCUCCGGACUCACCUACUCUCUCGGGCAGGGAGCAGUAUCGUCCAGGAAAUCGAACGGGCUGUGGCUGUGGAGUCGCCCUCGGGCUGCUGGUACGCGGCCGCCACUGAUUUAGGACGCUGGAGACUAGCAAUCUCCCAUCCCCGCUCCGUCAGUGUCCCGCUGCACCGCCUCCGAUUAGGGUUCAAGUGCCUCUCGGAGCUUGACCCUGACGACAUCAGGUGGAGGGAAUGUGAGCACUGCGAGGAGGAACAGGACUGCCCUCUCCUCCACUACCUCCUCGAGUGCCCGCUCACGAGACCCCUCGCUGCCAACCCCGACGGCCUCUCUGCGCCUGCCCUUCUCUUCCGUCUUGGAGAGGCGGUCCUCACGCAGCUGGUUAAGCGGUAUCUCCCCCCCCGUUAG